Molecule: messenger RNA, 2800 nt
Organism: Dryobates pubescens (Downy woodpecker)
Lineage: Eukaryota; Metazoa; Chordata; Aves; Piciformes; Picidae
Gene: LRRIQ4
Product: leucine rich repeats and IQ motif containing 4
Exons: 5
Coding region: 1-1731 (576 amino acids)
Molecular function (GO): protein binding
Source: RefSeq, a predicted model, not a curated record
AUGGCUGAGUCUCAGCAGAGCCAGGAGGCCAGUGCAGAGGGCAUUCACUGCCCUAAAGCUGAUUCUUUUGAUUGUGAGGAUGACCAUGUUGAGACUGCACAAGAAAUAGCAGUGAAUGAAGUGCCAGAUAAUGAAGAUAUUCCUCCCACACAUGUCACUGACAGGGUAUUUUUUAUUGAUUUAGCCAAUAAGCAACUGCAAACUAUCUCACCAGAGGUGUUGAGUCUAGAACAUCUGGAAGAGCUGCACAUGGAAAAGAACCUGAUCAUAAGCAUCCCCAGGGACAUCAAUCGCCUGAGGCACGUGAAGAUCCUCUACUUGGAUCACAAUCACAUACAGGACAUAUGUGAAGAACUGGGGGAUCUGAAAUGUCUUCAGAGCUUAGAUUUAAGCAACAAUCCCCUCUCCAGCAGUUCGCUGCCAGUUAUCAGCAAGUUGCAGUCCCUCCGUCAGCUCAGGCUCUAUAAAACAAACUUGCACGAACUCCCGGUGCAGAUCUGUGAGUGCCUUCAUCAUGUCGAACUGCUUGGCCUUUCUGACAAUAAUCUCAAGUGUCUGCCUAAAGAAACAGUGAACCUGACAAAACUCAAGGAAAUUUACCUCCAGAAAAAUGGAUUGGAAAGUUUUCCCAAGGAGCUUUGUUAUAUUGCUAAUUUAGAAAUAAUAGAUCUGGAACAAAACCUGAUCAGUCUCAUCCCAGAAGAGGUAGGCUUUUUGAUAAACCUAGUUAAGCUAUUUUUAGCUUUUAAUAACUUAUCCUCCAUUCCUCCUACACUGCAAUAUUGCCAGAAACUGGCCGUGCUGGAUCUGUCUCAUAACCUCCUGCACAAGCUUCCCGCAGGUUUGAAGAAUCUCACUGAAAUGAGAGAACUCAGACUGUCUGCUAACAGCCUGGAGAAGUUCCCACGUCAGAUCUGCUGCUGGCCAUCCCUUUCCCAUGUUUACCUGAGGAACACUGGCCUGAGAAAAGUACCUAGGUCCUUCAGCAGAUUAACCAGUGUCAAGAUACUAGAUCUGAGUGCAAACUGCUUUGAUGAGAUUCCUAAAGGAAUCUGCACUAUGACAAAUCUAGAAGAACUGGCCCUGGAUGACAAUCACAUACAGGAGAUACCUGCGGAGGUGAAAGAGCUGACAAAUUUGAAAUGUCUUGGCCUGUCUGAAAACCAAUUUAGUAUCUUUCCAAAGGAAAUCUUUCUCCUGGAGUCAUUAGAGAGAUUACACCUGGGACAAAAUAAAGGAAUUAAAUUCACAAGCCUCCCAGAAGACAUCAGCAAAUUGCAGAAUCUGAAAGAACUGCAUAUGGAGAAUAAUUUUCUGGAGCAUCUGCCUGCAGCUAUCAGCUCUCUGACCCACUUGAAAACGCUGGACUGUCGCAACAAUCUCCUUAAGCAGCUCCCAGACUCUUUGUGCCAAAUGCAAGGCUUGCGAAAGCUGUUCCUUCAGAACAAUCAACUGUCCCAGCUGCCUGAGGAUUUGGACAGUCUUCAGCAGCUGGAGCUGGUACUUGUGGAUGAGAACCCCAUGACAGACCCUCCAAUUGAAGUAUGCUGCCAGGGGACAGCUGCCAUCUGGGAAUACUUAGAGGAAAAAAGGCGCAGAAAGGCCAUGAAGUUAAAGGUCAAAAGAUUGUGGUGUAUGUUGAAGGGAAUUGGACCCUUCUUGGCACUUUAUAAGGUAGCACAAACAAAAAAGAAGGGAAAAAAAGGAAAAGGAUCAAAAGCCAAAAAGUGAUAUUUGGGCAGUAAAUUGCACAGAGCUCUUUUCAUUUACAAGAAGGGCAAAUAUAAGCAAGGACAAGCAAGGAGGAGACAAGCAGUAUUAGCGCAUUUGAAUCACUGAGUGUUACAAUGACAACCCCAUUUCUGAGCUUCAUUUUUGUGUCUCUGUCAACAUGUACUCCCGCUGGAUCAGGCAGAUUCUGAAAUGUUCUCUUUCCAAAUGCACAUUUUCUCAAAGCAAAAAGGCAGCUGAUUGACUGGGAAUUGAUUGAGUCUGCAGGAAUCUGGUGCAAUGAAGUGUUCUUUGUUCUGAAUCCUGAAGUAUUUUACAUGCAAUUCUUAGAAAUGUGUUUUCCAGGCAGGGAGGUACAGCCAUACCUAGAGUGAAACACUAAUUGUGGCCCCACCUACUAGUAGUUAGUUAAUGAGUUUUACAUUCAGAAAUGAUCAGUACCUUCUUUGGAAAUAUGGAGGAGGAUUCCAGGCAGUCAGAACACAUGCAAGUGCAUUACCUGCCUCACCAUCCUGUCUUACAGAGCUGCAAUAAGCUGUUUCGAAAGUCUCUCUACACUUCUGCAAAACUGUUGGCUGAUGUUUUGACAAUCUGGAGUUAGAAUGUGUUGAAUGACUACAAACUGCCAGCUCCUUAUAGCUCAUCUCUGAGAUAGCUUGGUGGCAGUUUGAAAAACAUCUGUACAGCAGGCUUACUUGAAAGCAAGAGUUCUGCAGAAUGCAGUAUUCUGCAAUGUUUCUGGCUCCUGGCAUGUCCUAACACCUUUGCUCUUCAAAAGAACCAUGACAAACACUCCUUACUAUAAUUCAAGCAUGCCAAACUUAUAUGCAGCCAUGUCUGUCCACAACGCUCUGCAGAUAGCUUUUUGUCCCAGACAUCUGAUGUCCUUGUCUAGAUUUCAUUCUGUAAUGCUCAGUUCCUCCUUAAACCAUCCCAGAGUUUUAUCUGCAGCAUACAUAAAGCUCAGAGCUGAACUGGGACUGACCAAUGUGCAGGUUCAAAAUGCAUGAGUGGGUAGGAGCAGAACCUUUUGUUUAGUUUAAUUGGCUGGUGGGAACUGCAGUCCUGC